Molecule: messenger RNA, 2466 nt
Organism: Penicillium paradoxum
Lineage: Eukaryota; Fungi; Ascomycota; Eurotiomycetes; Eurotiales; Aspergillaceae
Product: putative serine/threonine protein kinase (Prp4)
Exons: 2
Coding region: 1-2466 (821 amino acids)
Biological process (GO): mRNA cis splicing, via spliceosome; peptidyl-threonine phosphorylation; peptidyl-serine phosphorylation
Molecular function (GO): ATP binding; protein serine/threonine kinase activity
Source: RefSeq, a predicted model, not a curated record
AUGUCGCAUCCCAGGUCGCGGUCCCCAUCAGUCCCCUCUGAGGGUGAGAUCGUCGAAUCAGGCCCAGAGACGAAGGCAACUGCGUCAGACACUCCUCUUAAUGGCACCAGUGUUGACCGUCCCACCAGAGAUAGCCCAUCUUCUGCACCCAGAUCUCCCGCGUCGUUGAAGAGAAAUCGAUCACCACCCCGGCCUAGCUCGCGCACCAGGUCCCCCUCGAGGUCCCGCUCUCGUUCCCCGUACGGAGAAAGCAAGACGCACAAGCGCAGUCGUGACGACGCCUACGAGUCCUAUGAUGGUGGCUACGACCGGAAGCCCCGUCACGAUCAACGCUACGGGUCUAGGUACGACGACAGACGCCGUGACAGACCCGCUCCUAAUCGGCGUCCGAACUCAUAUUACGACUAUGAUCGCGAAGAGAACCGCGGAGAAGCCCUACGAUACAGUGAUGAUUAUGACCGACGCAGGGAUGACAAGCAGCAGCGCCCCCGCAGCCGAUCCCCGUAUCGGGAACCACGAAAGCCCAAGCGGUAUUCAGGUGAUGAACUUGAUUCAAAUAUGGCUGAUUCCAAACCCCCAGUGGACACCAGAAGGCGCAACCCCACUGACAGGUUGGUGAGGGAACGAGGAAAGCCUUCCGUUGUCGCUCCAAUCUUGAAACGUGGUGCUGAAACACGAGAGAAUCAGGUGCAGGCUUCUUCUAAUCUACAGGCCCAUGUAGCUGACGAAGACUUGACGCCUAAUCCCGAGAUUGCGCCAGAGGUGGAGAUCGCCGAGCCUGUCAGCGAACUCGAUGCACUUGAAGCUCGCAGAAAACGCCGUGAAGCUAUUCGGGCAAAACACCGCAGCCAAGCGACGCCGUUGCAUCUCAAGGCAUUAAAUGUCGGGGAGGCCGACACGGAUUCAUCUAUGACUGGCUCUGAGCCAACCAGCGCGAAAGAAGCAUCUGGUGAGGUUUCCUUGGACAAUCUUUCUUCCGUAUCAACGAAGUUAACGGCGGUGAACUCGAUAGAUUCCCCUCAAGCAGCCCUUUACGAACAACCCGAGGACUCACUCCCUGCUCUCAAUAUCGGGAAAGACGUGGAUUUUGUCAGCCCCAAUGCCCCCGUUGUCGGUACUGAUGAACCUUCUGCUGCUGAUUACGAUCCAACCCUUGAUACAAAGAAGGAAAGACAGAAGCAUGGCAACGGCAAUGGCAGUGUGCAGGACGACAAGAAAGAUGUCUCAUCUGCAGCAUACGAUGAAACCAAGGCGGCCCGACAAGAUGUUCUCCUUCCUGAGGCAGCUCCAGCCCCACCGCCAAAAGCCGAUGCAUUUGAUAUGUUUGCCGAUGAUGACGAUGACAUGUUCGCCGAGGAAACGAAUGAAGUCCAGCCAGCGCAGGCAUUGGCCACAGCUGUACCCCAGGGUAAGGAGCUGGAUGUCAGCAUGAUGGACAACUGGGAUGAUUCAGAGGGCUAUUAUGCCGUUCGACUCGGAGAGCUGAUCAAUGGACGAUACCAUGUCCGCCAAAAGCUUGGCAAGGGAAUGUUCUCGUCUGUUGUGCGUGCCACCGACACCAAGACAGGAGGCAUGGUCGCCGUCAAGAUCAUUCGACAGAAUGCCAUAAUGCGCAAAGCCGGUAUGAAAGAGAUUGGCAUUCUGGAACAGCUACAAGAAGCCGACCCGGAGCAUAAGAUGCAUAUUGUCAAGUUCGAGCGAUCCUUCGAUCACAAAGGCCACUUGUGCAUGGUGUUUGAAAACCUUAACAUGGAUUUGCGUGAGGUCCUGAAGAAGUUUGGCAGGGACAUUGGCUUGAAUUUGCGCGCAGUUCGGGCCUACGGCCAACAAAUCUUCCUUGGAUUGAGUCACCUUCGCCGCAAUCACAUCCUCCAUGCAGAUCUCAAGCCGGAUAACCUUCUUGUGAAUGAGCAACGCAACAUAUUGAAAGUUUGUGACCUGGGUUCGGCGUCUCCGGCCUCCGACAACGAGAUCACGCCUUACCUGGUCAGUCGUUUCUAUCGUGCCCCGGAGAUCAUCCUGGGCAUCCCAUACGAUUACGCCAUUGAUGUCUGGUCGAUUGGCUGUACUCUUUUCGAGUUGUACACGGGCAAAAUUCUAUUCACCGGCCGAAACAACAACCAGAUGCUCCGUGCCAUCAUGGAGUGCCGGGGCAAGUACCCGCCGAAGCUUCUCCGCCGCGGAACCCUGGCGCCCCAUCACUUUGAUGACAUGUUCAACUUCCACAGCGUGGAGGAAGAUAAGAUCACCGGCCGCCUCCACACCAAGAUGAUGGAUUUCAAGAAACCCACGCGUGACCUGAAGACACGCCUCAUGGCACAGGGCACACGCGGAAUGCCCGAGGCCGAGGUCAAAGAACUGACCCUGUUCCUGGACCUGCUGGAUCGUUGUUUGAGCCUCAACCCGGAGAAACGAAUCACACCGAACGAGGCGUUGAAACAUCCGUUCCUGGCGCCCCGAGCGUAA